AUGACAGGCGAUAAUGUGUCAUUUAUAAAGAAUGACUUGAGUGACAUCUAUACUGGUCUAUUCACCCGAAAAAGUGUUGAAGAUUUAAUUUUGGUUAAUUUUGUCAUUGUCUAUACUUGUGUCUGUGUGUUUGGGAUUGUGACCAACAGCAUCAACAUCUAUGUCUACGCUAAGAUGAAAUCCAGAGACGCUGUCAAUAUUAGCCUUCUGUCUUUAUCCAUCUCGGACAUGCUGAGCUUAUAUUUUCUCCUGUUGGUCAGCAUCUCGUAUUAUCCUAUAUGGGAUGCGUCCAAUCUAGGCGUCGCCAUUCAGGACAUUGACGUACUGGUCUUCGCCUGGCCACAGUUUUGCUUCCGUCGCGUCAGCAACUGGAUUACGUCAUUCGUGACGUUCGAGAGAUGCAUCUGCAUCGCCAGCCCACUCAAGGUCAAGGCCAUCAUCACGCCCCGAAGGACGGUGAUCACCAUGGUGGUGAUCGUGGCGGCCAUGGUGCUGACCGUGUCCCCCGCCUACUUCGCUGCCGUCUACCAACAAAGCUACGACGACGUCCGGAACAGGACGCUACUAAAGCUAGUUUCCUUUAACAACAGCGCACAGAUAGACACGAUUUCCAUUGGCAUAUCUUUGGUAAUGACCAACGCGACCUUUGUGUGGGUGAUUGCCUGCACCUCGCUCCUGGUGGUCAGCCUUUAUAAGAAAUUAAAAUGGCGGGAAACUGCUGGGAGUAUAGAACGCUUAGACAAAAUUUCAAAGAGGGACAUGAAGGUCAUCAAGAUGGUCAUACUGAUUGCCGUGAUCUUCAUUAUAACUUUCACGCCAGACGUGGUGACUCUCCUCACGAUGACCUUCGACCAGAGAGUAUCCAUCUAUGGUCAGUACUUUGACUUAUUUCUUUUGCUCAAUGGAAUCGGUGAACCGUUGCUGGCUUUAGCAUCGUCCGUAAACUUUUUUGUUUAUAUGUCAAUGAGUGGAAACUUUCAGAAAACAUUUUCAACGUAUUGUUCUAGGCUUGUUAAUUAA
This is a messenger RNA of Biomphalaria glabrata, 1020 nucleotides long. RefSeq names its product cysteinyl leukotriene receptor 1-like. Gene Ontology annotation, biological process: neuropeptide signaling pathway. NCBI's taxonomy places the organism in Eukaryota, Metazoa, Mollusca, Gastropoda, Planorbidae. Bases 1 to 1020 code for a protein of 339 amino acids. The record is from RefSeq and is a predicted model, not a curated record. Gene Ontology annotation, molecular function: G protein-coupled peptide receptor activity. The transcript has a single exon. Gene Ontology annotation, cellular component: membrane.